Phytophthora infestans T30-4 is the source of this 1206-nucleotide messenger RNA. Its product is annotated as Multidrug/Oligosaccharidyl-lipid/Polysaccharide (MOP) Flippase Superfamily. Gene Ontology annotation, cellular component: membrane. NCBI's taxonomy places the organism in Eukaryota, Oomycota, Peronosporomycetes, Peronosporales, Peronosporaceae. Bases 1 to 1206 code for a protein of 401 amino acids. Gene Ontology annotation, molecular function: xenobiotic transmembrane transporter activity; antiporter activity. Gene Ontology annotation, biological process: transmembrane transport. The record is from RefSeq and is a predicted model, not a curated record. The transcript has 4 exons.
AUGGGUCACUUAGGCGUAGACGAGCUGGCCGCGGUUGCGUAUGCGCAACUGUGUCUAGAUUUGUCCACACUCGUGUUCAUGCAAGGCUUCAAUGGUGGCAUGAAUUCGCUUUGCUCGCAAGCUUUCGGUGCGAAGAACUAUCACUUGGUGGGCGAGUACACGCUGCUAACGAGUCUUCUACUCACGGUCGCGUGUGCACCGAUGGCUCUGCUCUGGUGGAAUCUCGACCGCCUGCUCCUAACAGCGGGUGUUGCGGAGCACGUGGCCUUCUUAGCAGGACAGUACGGUCGACUCUCCUUGCUCUGGUUGUGGCCACGCAGCAUGUUUCAAGUGCUUGCUAGUUUCUACCAGGCGCAAAACAUCGUCCUUUCAACCGCUGUCUUCGAUGUUCUCAUGGUCAUUUUCAAUUGCUUCUUCGCAAUUGGGCUCACGUAUGGUCAAUUUGGACUGCCCGAGCUUGGAUUCAUUGGUUGUCCGUUGGGGACGGCGGUUGCGGUGGCUCUAAGACUCGUGAGCUACGUUGCAUACAUGAACAUAUAUCACCGGUACCAUCAGCAAUGUUCGUGGCGCUGGGAUACCCACUUUCUCAAUAAAGAAAUCGUCUGGAAUCUGGUAUCCGUAGGCGUGCCGCUCGCAGCCGGUGAGCUACUGGAGAAUGCGCAGCUGACCGUGCUGACGCUGUUUGCAGCCAAGAUUGGUGAGCUCCAGCUAGGGACGCACAACGCAAUGAUGGAGUUAUUCUUCUUCGCUACUUCGCCGCUUUACGCUGUCAUCGGUGGCUCGGUAACAAGAAUGGGUAACCAUCUUGGAGCUGGCCAGCCGUCGUACGCCGUUGUUGCAGCCAAAAUCUGUGGGCAUCUUGGCCGGAUAUUUUCGGACGAUCCGGCGGUCACCACGGCGUUCAGUCAAGUGUGUUCUCUGGCAGCGCUCGCCUAUACGGUGCUGUCAUUUUUCUGCUAUGCUCUGGCCGUUCUGCAAGCUCAAGCACGACCAAUGCCACUGGCACUAGGCAUGGUUGCUGGUGCUUGGCUAGUCGGUGUUCCUUCAGCUUACUGGAUGGGUGUUCAUACAGCUCACCCCAGUUUACUGGGACUUUGGAAAGGUAUGAUAUGCGGGUAUACGGAGGCCGACAAAGCUGUCGCGCGCUCACAUUUGAAAGAAAAAGAGCUAGCCUCUCCUCAAGAAUCAGACCGCUUGUUAGCGUAG